UUAAGAUUUGCAGAAAAACUACAGUUUAUAGCCGCCUCUACUUUAGUUAUUAGAAAGCGUACACUUGCCAUCAUCUGCAACAAGCCAAAAGCCGCCCUGCUCCUAUAUAUAGACCCGCUAACACCUCGCACCACUCCACCACCAUCCAUCAACCAUGAGUAACUUCAACAUUUUUCUCAUUUCUAUCUUUCUGCUCUCUGCCCUUUUCUUCACUUCCUCUGAUGGAGCUACCUUCACCAUCCGCAAUAACUGCCCUUACACUGUUUGGGCUGCAGCCUCUCCUGGUGGUGGCCGCCGCCUAGACAAGGGCCAGACAUGGGAACUUAAUGUGCCUGCUGGCACGUCCAUGGCUCGUAUCUGGGGACGGACAAACUGCAACUUUGAUGGCAGUGGCAAGGGUCAUUGCCAAACAGGGGAUUGUGGUGGAAUCCUAGCUUGCCAAGGUUGGGGUGUCCCUCCUAAUACUCUGGCUGAAUAUGCCCUAAACCAAUUUGGGAACUUGGAUUUUUAUGAUAUAUCCCUUGUUGACGGGUUUAAUAUCCCUAUAGAGUUUAGUCCAACUUCUGGUGCAAAAGAUAAGUGCCGUCCACUUUUCUGCACUGCUGACAUUAAUGGGCAAUGCCCUAAAGAAUUGAAGGCUCCUGGUGGGUGUAACAAUCCAUGCACAGUUUUUAAGACCAACAAAUAUUGUUGUACUGAAGGGUAUGGAAGCUGUGGACCUACCGAAUUCUCAAAGUUUUUCAAACGCAGAUGCAGUGAUGCUUAUAGUUACCCUCAGGAUGAUCCUUCAAGCACAUUUACAUGCCCUGGUGGGACAAACUACAGGGUUGUGUUUUGCCCUGCGAGAUCUCCUCAUUUCCCCUUGGAAAUGGUCAGAGAAAAAGAUGUUGAGUAGCAAGGGCAUACAUAUACAUGUUCUGAUGUCUUAUUAUGUGAGGCUUUGAAAGCAUCUGAAAAAUAAUCAAGGUCUAUCUAUGCGUGUGAGUGAAUGUGUAUUGUAAUAUUAAUCUUGAACAGAUAAAAGAACGAAACAUGGCUUGUGUGUUUUGUUCUUAGGCGUUGUGCCGCAGAACAUGUAAUGGAAAUAAAGAUAUCUUUGAUCACACAAA
Molecule: messenger RNA, 1109 nt
Organism: Hevea brasiliensis (rubber tree)
Lineage: Eukaryota; Viridiplantae; Streptophyta; Magnoliopsida; Malpighiales; Euphorbiaceae
Product: thaumatin-like protein 1
Exons: 1
Coding region: 155-895 (246 amino acids)
Biological process (GO): defense response
Cellular component (GO): extracellular region
Source: RefSeq, a predicted model, not a curated record